AUGCACCAGGUGAGUGUGUCCAUCUUUCUUUUUUUUUCCACCAAUUUUUUUCGCUUCCUCCCAAUUUUCCUAUAUUUGUUGUUCUUUCUUUCUUUCUUUCUUUCUUUCUUUCUUUUUUUCUUUCUUCUUGCCUAUAUUUCUUUUGACUUUCUUUCUGUUUUUUCUUCUUUUUCAAUCUGUUUCUAUUUUAUUUUCUUUCUUCUUUCUUACCAUAUCUUUUCACGCAGCAGUUUAGUAUUAUUUCCUUCAUUCAUAUAUUUAUUCUUUCUUUCUUUUUUCUUUCUUUCUUUCCUUCUUUCUCAAUUCUUUCUUUCUACAUCCUUUCUUGUCUUCACGGUUCGGUUUUCCUUCUUUUUCUUUCUACUUUCCUUUCUUGUUUCAUUCGGACUUCCAUAUUCUUUCAUUCCUUCUUUCCUUUAUUCUUUCUUUCUGUUUUUUUCUUUCCUUAAUUUAAUUCAUUCUUUUACUUUAACAAAGUUUCCCUUUCUUUCAUUCUUUCUUUUUCGAUUGAUUUUUCGAAUCUUUCUUUCUUUCUUUCCAUCUUUCUUUCUUUAUUUCUUUCUUUCUUUCUUUCUUUUAUUCUUUCUUUCUGUCUUUUUUCUUACCUUCUUAGAUUUAUUUUCUUUCAUUCUUUCUUACUUUAACAAAGUUUCCCUUUCUUUCAUUCUUUCUUUCAUUCGAUUGAUUUUCGAAUCUUGGUUUGCUUUUUCUUUCUUUCAUUCUUUCUUUUUUCUUUCUUUUCUUUCUUUCAUUUUCUUUUCUUUCUUUAAGUGGUUUCUUUUUCUUAAAUCCUGUCUCGUCCUUUCGCUGUUUCUUUUUUUUUCUUUUUUCUUUCUUUUUUUCUUUCGAUUUUUCUUUUCUUUCUUUCUUUUUCUUUUUUUUUUUUUUUCUUUCUUUCUGUUUUUUCUUUCCUUCUUAGAUUCAUCUUCUUCCAUUCUUUCUGAUCCUUCACGUAGUUUGCUUUUCUUUCAUUCAUUCUUUCUUUCUUUCUUUCAUUCUUUCUUUCUUACCUUCAGGCAGUUUAGUAUUCUUUCCUUCAUUCAUCUAUUCUUUCUUUCUUUCUUUCUACAUCGCUGUUUAGUAUUCUUUCAUCUAUCCAUUCUUUCUUUCUUUCUUUCUUUCUUUCUUUCUUUCUUUCUACAUCCUUCCUCAUCUUCACGCAGUUGGGUUUUCUUUCUUUCUUACCUUCAUUUUCUUUCAUUCUUUCUUGCCUUCACUCACUUUGUUUUCUUUCCUUCAUUAAUUCAUUCUUUCAUCCUUUCUCACUUGCUUUCUUUAUUACUAUAUACUUUCGCGCCUUCACGCAAUUCGGCUUUCUUUUUCUUUCUUUCUUUCUUUCUUUCUUUUUUCUUUUUUUUUUCUUUUUUAUUUCUUUCUUUCUUACAUUCUUUCUAUCUUUCAUUCUUUCUUUCUUUCUUUCUUUUUUAUUUCUUUCUUUCUUACAUUCUUUCUAUCUUUCAUUCUUUCUUUAUUUCAUUCGUUCUUACUUUACGAAGUCUGGCUUUCUUUCAUUCAUUCAGUCUUUCUUGCUUGCUUGCUUUCCUUCUUACUCUAUCCUUUCUCGCAUUCACGCAGUUCGGUUUUCUUUUUCCUUUUCUUUUUUUCUUUCUUUCUUUUUUCUUUCUUUCUUUCUUUUUUCUUGAAUCGUUUCUUCCUAACCUAUUUCUCGAUGACGUUCUUUGUUUUUCUUCUUCUGGUGGAUUCCUUUUCUUCAUCAACUUUUUCUUUUCAUUUUCUUUCUUUAUUCUUGUCGCUCGUCGUUUUUAG
Acanthosepion pharaonis is the source of this 1767-nucleotide messenger RNA. NCBI's taxonomy places the organism in Eukaryota, Metazoa, Mollusca, Cephalopoda, Sepiida, Sepiidae. The record is from the annotation of a GenBank genome assembly.